Messenger RNA from Epinephelus lanceolatus (giant grouper), 1259 nucleotides. Lineage: Eukaryota; Metazoa; Chordata; Actinopteri; Perciformes; Serranidae. The record is from RefSeq and is a predicted model, not a curated record.
CGCCUACCGAACAGCAUCUCAACGCUGGAGUGUGACAGGAGGCCUCCGACGUCCCCCCCCAUCGAUUGCUUCCUCCAGUGUUCAGACUGGCAGAAGAAUCCGUCUGGGACACAUCAGCCUGUGACCCGAACCUGAUCGCCAACCAACCCAUCCAUCCAUCCAUCCAUACAUCCACCCAGCCAUCCAUCUUCUCUGUUCCAGUGCUCCGCUCCGGAUCAGCAAACUCUUCUGCACCAUUCGUUCCACACACUGAAGUAGGUGGACAGCUCCAUGGACCAGUCAUCAUGAGACUUUGCAACACCUCUGUGUCCUCACUCCUCCCCCUCCUUCAGUCCCCGCCCCUCCCUCGGCUCCACCACUGCUGCCUGUCAACCCUCUUAGCCAGUGGCAGGGCAGCAUCGUGCAGACGCCUCAGCACAGAUGGACCCGCCCCACAGCAUGUGAUUGGACAGGACUCGGUGGAGGUGUUGGGCAGCUCUUAUCCUCGCGAUGACUUCACCAAUGUCACACCAAAGAUCUUGGCCAAAGUUGGACGUAACCUCCACAACCAAUCUCAUCAUCCUUUAUGGCUGAUUAAGGAACGUAUCAAAGCUCACUUCUACAGUGCCUACAUUGGUCGCUGGGGCAACCCACUUUUCUCUGUCCAUGACAACCUGAGCCCGGUGGUUACUGUGGAGCAAAACUUUGACAGCCUGCUGAUCCCGCCUGGCCAUCCCAGCAGGAAGCGAGGAGAUAACUACUACCUGAACAGGAAAACGGUGCUCCGUGCCCACACCUCCGCCCACCAGAGGGAGCUGGUGAGCUCCGGCUUGGAUGCCUUCUUACUGGCUGGAGAUGUUUACAGGCGUGAUGAGAUCGAUGCCAGUCACUACCCCGUCUUCCACCAGAUGGAGGGAGUCCGACUCUUCUCCAACCACGAGCCACCCUGGCAGCGGAGCUUGGUUGCGCAGGGGAGGCGCUGUCGUUGCUGCAUCUGCGGAGUCACCAGUGCUAUUCCCAGCUCCUCCAGGAACAAGUGGCGCCUGUGCAGUUUACCCUGCAUCCAGGUUGUCCACAACACCUCUGCUUUCAAUUCCUUUGUGCUGUGGAUGGCUGUGGAUCCAACCUGGAUGCAGGGUAAACUGCACAAGCGCCACUUGUUCCUGGAGGAGCUGGGAAUAGCACUGGUGACUCCGCAGAUGCAGCAACGACAGCGCCUCCCCCACGCAACCAAGCUCCGCUGCCAGGGUGGCCGAAUCACGAGGGCCACAGCGAGGUAA